Messenger RNA from Cryptomeria japonica (Japanese cedar), 1958 nucleotides. RefSeq names its product pentatricopeptide repeat-containing protein At1g15510, chloroplastic. Bases 155 to 1813 code for a protein of 552 amino acids. The record is from RefSeq and is a predicted model, not a curated record. NCBI's taxonomy places the organism in Eukaryota, Viridiplantae, Streptophyta, Pinopsida, Cupressales, Cupressaceae. Gene Ontology annotation, molecular function: RNA binding; protein binding. The transcript is spliced from 2 exons. Gene Ontology annotation, biological process: RNA modification.
AAUUCCAAAUAUUCGAGACUAGAAUUACCAGCGAUCACUCACAGGUAUAAAGAAACACACUCUUGAGGUGCGUCUGGUUCAGUAUCAUUGUGGUGGAAGUAGAUUGAAUGACGAUGCACAUUUGCAACGCUUCAAUUGUAAUCACACAUUGCGAAUGCCAUCUACUGCCGAUCUCAAUCUCAUGGUAUUAUGUAAAAGGGGUCGGUUGAAGGAGACGAUACACAAUCGGCUUAUAACCCGCAACCUCACUGUACUUUCUUCUGUAUAUUUUCAACAGUCACAGAGUUGUAUUGCCAAGAAUGCGACUUCACAACAUAAAAAAAUGCAUUCCAUCAUCAUUGACGGAGGAUUUGCAUAUGCUGCAUGCACAUUUAUUCAAAAUAACCUUAUGAACAUGUAUGUGAAGACUGGUAGUUUCGUAGAUGCUCGUAAAGUGUUUGACGAAAUGACAGAACGAGACGUAUCUUCAUGGAAUAUCAUAAUUGCAGCCUACAGAAGACAUGCUAAUCAUCGCGAGGCAUUGACAUUGUUCAAUCUGAUGCAACGAACGGAAACCCAACCCGAUCAGUUUACUUUUGCCAGCAUACUCCCCGCCUGUGCCAAAGUAAGAGCUGUGGAACAGGGUAUGAGUAUCCAUCAAAGCAUAGUGGAAAGAAGAUUUCUGUCAGAUCUGGUAGUCGUAAGUGCCCUGAUAGACAUGUAUGGGAAAUGUGGAAAAAUAGACAAGGCACGCAAACUGUUUGACAAAAUGCCCCAAAGAAAUACGGUUUCAUGGAAUGCGCUGAUUGCAGGAUAUGCACAAAAUGGGAUCCUUGAAAGGGUUUUGGAAAGUUUUAAGCGCAUGCAAUUGGCGGGUGUGAAACCAGUCUCGGCAACCUUUGCCAGCAUCCUUCCAGCCUGUGCCAAAAUGGGAGCUUUAGAAGAGGGUAUGGAAAUCCAUCGGUGCACAAUAGAGUGUGGAUUUUUAUCAGAUCUGGUAGUUGCAAAUGCCCUACUAGACAUGUAUGCAAAAUGUAGAAGUGUACACAAGGCAUGCAACCUAUUUGACAAAAUGCCUCAUAGAGAUGUAGUCUCGUGGAAUGCAAUGAUUGCGGGAUAUGCACAAAAUGGGUUUGAUGGAAAGGCCUUAGAGACUUUUAAGGAGAUGCAUUUGGCAGCUCUAGAGCCGGACUCAACAACCUUUGCUAGCAUACUUCCAGCCUGUGCCAAAAUGGGAGCUUUAAAACGGGGUAUGAAUAUCCAUCAAAGCAUAAUUGAAAGCAGUCUUUUAUCAGAUGUUAUAGUUGCAAGCGCCCUGGUAGACAUGUAUGCAAAAUGUGGAGACAUACAUAAGGCAAGUGAACUGUUUACCCAAAUGCCUCAAAGAAAUGUGGUCUCGUGGAAUGCAAUGAUUGCAGGAUAUGCACAAAAUGGGUUUGUUGAAGAGGCUUUGAAUGCUUUUAAUCAAAUGAAAUUGGCAGGUGUAAAGCCAGUCUCUAGAACCUUCGCCAGCAUCCUUCCGGCUUGUGCCAAAGUGGGAGCUUUGGAACAGGGCAUGGAUAUCCAUCAGAGCAUAAUCGAAAGCGGACUUUUAUCAGAUGUUGUUCUUGCAAGUUCCUUGGUAGACAUGUAUGCAAAAUGUGGAAAUAUAUACAAGGCGCGUGAACUGUUUGACAAAAUGUGCCAAAGAAAUGUGAUCUCAUGGAAUGCUAUGAUAGCAGGAUAUGCACAAAAUGGCUUUUAUAAAGAUGCUCUCGAUCUCUUCCAAUUAAUGAUGCAUUCUGGAACGCACCCUGACCAUAAGUGGGCAGGUGGGGUGAAGUUCAAAUGCUAAGGAGACUGAUGAAAGAUAAAGGAAUUAAAAAAAUACCUGGAUGUAGUUGGACUGAAGACCAUAAAAUGGUCCAUGUUUUUUGUGCAGGAGACAGAUCACACCCACAAACUCACGAUAUAUAUGCAAAGUUAGAUAAAUUGUCUUG